UUCCUGUUUUUCUUUUUUGUCUUUGUUUUUGAUUUAUUUCUUGGUGUUGAUUAAUCAGUUUUUCUUUUCUCUGGGUAGUGAUAUAGAGGAAAGAAGAAAUGUUACAUUUCUGGGCUUUUUUGUAUCUCUUGGUUUGUUUGUUUUCUUUUAUCAUAUGAAUAAAUAGGUAGUGAUGCUUACAGGCUAGUGUUCUUCAUCAGAAUCAGAAUGAGAUACACGAGAUUGAACCUUAGAUGCUUGAAAGCUUUGAAUUUUGCAAAUGGGUAUCAAUCUUUACUGAAGAAUAUUUUUGAUUCCAUGGUAACAGAACAGGAAUUCCUGAACCCUUGACACAAAAUUGAAUCUUUCGUAUUUACCCCCUUUGUUAUGAUCUUGAUUUGUUUAACCUUUAGAAAGAUUCCACCUUUCAAUCAUUCCGAGACUAACUUAGUUCAGUACAAUCAUAUGGAGUUAAUAUUACCGCACAAGUCUAGUUAGAUCUGGUGUCAUAAAUCUCGGAGAAUUCAACUUUAUGAGUAAACCUUUGGGGCAACCUAUCUGGAUCCUAUUCCCAUAUCCUGAUGUCCUUGAAUUACUUUUGGCCUUCACGGCAUUGGGAAAUAGAAAAGCUUAGUAAUGCCUUUUCAUGGUGAAAACUUGAGCUGGAAUCAAACUCAGGUUUUGAGUUUGAAUCCUAGAUGAAGACAGCACAUAAAACACCUCCUUUUGAUCUUCUGUGCUCGGUUUCUAAGAAGUUUCUGCUCAUCCCUUUGUCAUAUUCAGAAUGUUCAGUUUCUCUUUUGAUCGUAUAUCAUCAAACAACAAGAAAGACAGCAACUUGGUCCAGUUUUUCUUGCUCCAGCUUAGGGGAAUCAAGCACUGCUCGAAACGAAUCUGAAGAAAACCCAUUAAAGCAAACCAAGAAUUUCGAAAUGAUGUGGAUCAUAUUGGCAAACACAGCAUUAUCGAUAUCCAUCUUCAAAGGCAUUGCCAGAUCUAUCCUUCACGUGAUAGGCAUCCGCCUCUCGUCGUCGUCAUCAUCCUCUGCAUCCCCUGAGGAUCCCCGGCUCUGUCACCCUGGCAGUUUACUGGAGGAAUUCAGGAACCAGACACCGACCCUGAGGUUCAUCAGCCUCUGCAGAUGCAAGAAACAGCCCAACCUCGACCAUGAUUGUACGGUCUGCCUGACAAAAUUUGAGCCAGAGUCAGGGAUCAACAAGCUCAAAUGUGGCCACUUGUUUCACAAAAUGUGCUUAGAGAAAUGGAUAGAUUAUUGGAACAUCACUGUCCCACUUAGUAGGACUUCUCUGGUUCCAGAAGAAAAGGUCUCUUCAUGGAUUUGGUGAGAGCUUUCCCUGAGUUUUUCUCUGUAAAGAAUCUGUGGGUUGUACAGAUACUUAAGUAUACGUAGGGUUACCUUCUUCCGGUCCGAGUUUUCAGACAGAUUAGAUCCCAUGGGAUCAGUAUCAAGAUAUGUCUGAUGUACAUAUCAUGUGAAACCACUUACAUGUGCCUCUGUA
This is a messenger RNA of Tarenaya hassleriana, 1499 nucleotides long. Its product is annotated as probable E3 ubiquitin-protein ligase XERICO. The coding region runs from base 678 to 1325 and encodes 215 amino acids. Lineage: Eukaryota; Viridiplantae; Streptophyta; Magnoliopsida; Brassicales; Cleomaceae. The transcript is spliced from 2 exons. The record is from RefSeq and is a predicted model, not a curated record.